Molecule: messenger RNA, 1992 nt
Organism: Monodelphis domestica (gray short-tailed opossum)
Lineage: Eukaryota; Metazoa; Chordata; Mammalia; Didelphimorphia; Didelphidae
Gene: LRP2BP
Product: LRP2 binding protein
Molecular function (GO): protein binding
Source: RefSeq, a predicted model, not a curated record
ACCUGAGGAGGGUGAGGCAUUGAGAGGGGGAAGGGAGGUCACACGAGGGGCCUCUACAUCUACGUUCCUCUCUGCGGCCUCGGGCGCCCCUCCACUGUGAGCGCACGCUCCAGACUCCUCUCCGAGGCCCUAACCCAAGUAGCCCUAGGUCCGACUGGGGGCCCCCGCCCGGGACAACUUCCUUCCCUAGCGCUCGACUGACAGAAGGAGGGACGGACGCACCUCAGCUCCACAGUCCAGCAAUAGCAUCGUCGCGCCCUCUGAACGGAUGUAAACUCCUUGAAGACAAGGGCUGUCUGCUUUUUAUUUGGAUUCCUAGUCUUUAACAUGGUGCUUGGCACAGAAAAGAUACCUAACCAGGCAACUGACCAAUUCUGUUUCGAGGAAUUCUAGCUGUGGAUCUUCUCUACAUGGACACAGGGGCCUUAGCAAUUGUGGUGAGUAACGUAAAUCUCAUCAGGAUGUGAAUUUAUGGACAACAACUAGAUUGCAUUAGAUCCUUUGGAGAUACAGAAUGACACAAAUGGUAAUACAUUGAAGAAACAGAAUGAAGUUAAUCUGUGAAAAGCUGCCCACAAAUUCCCAAAAUGUUGCAUACCUUUGUUCUUCCAAAACUCAAAAAUUCCACCAAUGGAAAAAGGAGAAGCAAGAUUUUUACCAUCAUACAAAGUUGGUGGAAAAAGCAUUACAAUUACUGAAGGACAGAAUAAGAAAAGGAGAUCCUCUGGCUUGUUUCCUGCGAGGUCAACUAUACUUUGAAGAGGGAUGGUAUGAAGAAGCAUUAGAUCAGUUUGAAGAAAUCCAGGAGAGUGAUCAUCAAGCUGUUUACCAGUUGGGAGUCAUGUAUUAUGAUGGGCUGGGGACAGAAGCAAAUCCCGAAAAAGGAGUGGAAUACAUGAAGAAAAUUCUUGAUUCUACAUGCCCCCAAGCAAAACAUUUAAAAUAUGCUGCUGCAUACAACCUGGGAAGAGCUUUUCAUGAAGGACAAGGUGUUCCCCAUGAUGAGAAGGAAGCUGAAAGAUUAUGGCUUUUGGCAGCAGACAAUGGGAAUCCAAACGCUAGUGUCAAAGCUCAGAGUAUUUUGGGAUUGUAUUAUUCUACAAAACAACCUAAAGAUUUGGAGAAGGCAUUUUUUUGGCAUUCGGAGGCUUGUGGCAACGGAAGCUUGGAGUCCCAGGGCGCACUUGGUCUCAUGUACUAUUAUGGACAAGGUAUUCCUCAGGAUACUGAAGCUGCCCUUCAAUGCUUGAGGCAAGCGGCUGACCGUGGCAACGUCUAUGCUCAAGGCAAUCUUGUCGAAUAUUACUAUAAAAUGAAGUUUUUUACAAAAUGUGUCUCAUUUUCAAAAAGGAUUUCCGAAUAUGACGCCCCUUAUGAUGUUCCCACAAUAGCCCAAAUAACGGACUGUCUUCCUGAAUAUAUAACCAAAGGCAUAGCGAUGGCUUCCUUCUACUACGCGAGGUGUCUUCAGCUUGGCUUGGGGAUCCCGAAGAAUGAAACAGAAGCCAAGAAGUAUUAUUCCAAGGCUUGUCGCCUGAGUCCUGAUAUAGCUGAUGAACUUUACUCUUUGGUUAUUCGCCAAGUAAUUUAAGCCACAAAUACAUGGUAGCCAAGACGAGCAGCUACUAAUUAGUAGUGUAUUUUUGUAGUCCUUUGUAUUUCGUUUUUCUGCAUAUCUAAUGAUAGGAAUUUUACUCAGCUGGACAUGUUACUUAUGACACCAUCUAUGUUCUUCAAUUCAAGCACUCUGUCCUUUAUAACAUAAAACACAAAUUAAUGUCCUAAAAUCCUGGGGAACCCAAGAAUUUUUCCACCAGGAUUAGAGAGAAACCAUUCUAUAAUAGAAAAAUUAAUUCUAGAUAGAUAAGUAAAUUCUUGUGCACUUAGAAAUUCCUAGUAACUGUUGAGUUUGAUUUUUAAAAUAUUAUGGCUUACGACCUUCUUCAGCAUGUUGUUAUUUUAAAAUUGUAAUUAAAACAGAUAAAAAUAAAA